Molecule: messenger RNA, 3069 nt
Organism: Tupaia belangeri chinensis (Chinese tree shrew)
Lineage: Eukaryota; Metazoa; Chordata; Mammalia; Scandentia; Tupaiidae
Gene: AOC1
Product: amine oxidase copper containing 1
Exons: 4
Coding region: 123-2390 (755 amino acids)
Biological process (GO): amine metabolic process; response to antibiotic
Cellular component (GO): plasma membrane
Molecular function (GO): copper ion binding; diamine oxidase activity; quinone binding
Source: RefSeq, a predicted model, not a curated record
GGAAGCUCAGUCCAGGGCAACCAUGAAGUUGAGGGCCUUUGCAUCUCCAGGCUGGGCUUGAUGGAAAUCCAUUUUCUCCCGUACAAUAGCUAAAGUCCUGUCUUCUCCCACAUUCCAGAGUGAUGGGGCGAGAGACCCUGGCCCUCAGCUGGACCGUGGUUGUCAUCCUGGUGCUGCAGGUGGCUGCAGCAGAGCGCCCCCCAUGGACCCUACCCGGAAAGGCCGGAGUGUUUGCAGACCUGAGUGCCCAAGAGCUGAAGACUGUGCACAGCUUCCUCUGGUCCAGGAAGGAGCUGGGGCUGCAGCCUUCCAAGACCUUGACGAUGGCUAAGAACUCCGUGUUCCUCAUUGAGAUGCUGCUGCCCAAGAAGCAGCACGUGCUGAAAUUUCUGGAUGAGGGUGAAAGGCAACCUGCUCGGGAGGCCCGAGUGGUCAUCUUCUUCGGAGCCCAGGAGCAUCCUAAUGUCACAGAGUUUGUGGUGGGCCCCCUGCCACAGCCUCACUACAUGCGUGUGCUGUCCCCCCAGCAGGGGCGCCAGCCCUCCUGGGCAUCCAGGCCUGUCUCUGCCGCAGAGUACUCCCUGCUCUACCGCACCCUGCAGGAGGCCACCAAGCCCCUGCAUCAGUUUUUCCUGGACACCACGGGUUUCUCAUUCCAAGACUGCCAGGGCAAAUGCCUGACCUUCACCGACGUGGCGCCCCGUGGUCUGGCUUCCGGGCAGCGCCGCAGCUGGAUUAUCUUACAGCGCUUCGUGGAAGGCUUCUUCUUGCACCCCACUGGGCUGGAGCUCCUCGUGGACCACGGGAGCACAGACUCCCGGCGCUGGGCAGUGGAGCAGGUCUGGUACAACGGGAAGUUCUACAGGAGCCCGGAAGAACUGGCCCGGAAAUAUGCUGAUGGAGAGGUGGACGUGGAGGUGCUGCGGGGCCAACCGCCCAAGGGCAAAGGGGACGAGCACGCAGAGGAGGCGCCCCUCUUCUCCUCCUACAGGCCCCGGGGAGACUUCCCCAGCCCCGUCAGUGCGAGCAGCCCCCGGCUGGUCCAGCCCCACGGCCCCCGCUUCAGGCUGGAUGGCAACGCUGUGACCUACGGGGGCUGGAGUUUCACCUUCCGGCUGCGCUCCUCGUCCGGGCUGCAGAUCCUGAACGUGCGCUUUGGCAGCGAGCGCAUUGCCUACGAGGUCAGCGUGCAGGAGGCCGUGGCACUGUACGGAGGACACACCCCCGCCGGCAUGCAGACCAAGUACGUGGACGUGGGCUGGGGCCUGGGCAGCGUGACUCACGAGUUAGCCCCUGGCGUCGACUGCCCGGAGACAGCCACCUUCCUGGACGCCCUCCACUACUACGACGCAGACGGGCCUGUCCGCUACCCCCGUGCCCUCUGCCUCUUCGAGAUGCCCACGGGGGUGCCCCUCCGGCGGCACUUUGAUUCCAACUUCAGCGGAGGCUUCAAUUUCUACGCGGGGCUGCAGGGCCAGGUGCUGGUCCUGCGGACAACGUCAACUGUCUACAAUUACGAUUACCUCUGGGACUUCAUCUUCCACCCCAAUGGGGUGAUGGAGGCCAAGAUGCACGCCACGGGCUACGUGCACGCCACCUUCUACACCCCAGAGGGGCUGCGCUACGGCACCCGCCUGCACACCCACCUGCUGGGCAACAUGCACACUCACCUGGUGCAUUACCGUGUUGACCUGGACGUGGCAGGCACCAGGAAUAGCUUCCAGACACUGAGCAUGAAGCUGGAGAACAUCACCAACCCCUGGAGUCCCGGACACCACGUGGUGCAGCCCACUCUCCUCCGGACGCAGUACUUCCGGGAGCGCCAGGCAGCCUUCCGCUUCAGACGGCCUCUGCCCAAAUACCUGCUCUUCACCAGCCCCAAGGAGAACCCCUGGGGCCACAAGCGCAGCUACCGCCUGCAGAUCCACUCCAUGGCUGACCAAGUGCUGCCCCCGGGCUGGCAGGAAGAGCAGGGGAUUACCUGGGCGAGGUACCCCCUGGCAGUGACCCGGUACCGGGAGUCUGAGCUGUGCAGCAGCAGCAUCUACAACCAGAAUGACCCCUGGGACCCGCCCGUGGUCUUCAAGAAGUUCCUGCACAACAACGAGAACAUUGAGAACCAGGACCUGGUGGCCUGGGUGACGGUGGGCUUCCUGCACAUCCCCCACUCCGAGGACAUCCCCAACACGGCCACCCCUGGAAACUCUGUGGGCUUCCUGCUCCGGCCCUUCAACUUCUUCCCAGAGGACCCAUCCCUGGCAUCCAGAGACACUGUCAUCGUGUGGCCUCAGGAGAGUGGCCCCAACUCUGUCCAGCGCUGGAUCCCUGAGGACAGGAACUGCUCAGUUCCUCCCCCGUUUAGCUACGAGGGGACCUAUGGGCCCGUGUGAGGGGCCCCUGCUCCCUGCUCCUGCCUAGACACCUGGGAUGGAUAAUAAACCCCAGGCCCCAGCUCUGUGAGCAGCUUCUCGGAGGCACAGAGCGGGUGCAGGCCACACACAGGCCACGUGUGUAGGAUACACACGUCCAGCUGCGCAAGCUCGAGGCAUGCUCGUGUCCCACCGUCUCCUGCUGCCCACAGCAGGCCUCUGUUGCUAGCAGAAGCCCCUGGAGCGCUCCACAUGCCGGUCUGCACGGCUGCAGUCGAGGCUUCCUCCGGGGAGGCUGUUGGGCUCUGCCUUGUCGGUGGAGGAAGAUGCAAUGAAAACCCAGCAGACUUCCACUGCCUGUCUCUUCGGCACGCGGCUCUAACCCCUGGGGUUUACCCCAAGGUGGCCCUCACACAGGGGAAGCGCACGGGUAGGCGGCUCCUGCAGCAGCUCUGUAAGGACGCUCGUCCCGAGACAGCCGGCUGUCCGCCCGUCUGCCCAUCUUGAAUAAAUGAGGCCGACCUCUCACGGUUCUAGGUGACUGGCACAAGAGACCUGUGAGGAACCUUCUGCACCAAACGGGACGCCUCUGGGCUGUAGUAAGGAAGAAGAUGGGUCCAGAGUAAGAAAUGGGCAGAAUGCUCACUGUGGGGUGAGCAAGGAGAGGGGCUAUCCAUGACCCCCACGUGAAUGAGAGCAG